AUGAUGCAUAGUGCUAGUGCUAUAUUGGAGACCGCCCAUGCACCGCCGGCGCCGCCAAAGCCCAAUCCCAAGUGCAAACCCAAGGCUAAACGUGCUCCCUCGGAAAUCCCGACCACGACCCAUUAUAUCGAUAGCCAAAAAUUCAAGAUUCUAGCUCGAACUGUGCCUCAACACCUUGAGUGGCACAACGGAGAGGGAUGGGCGAUCGAGGCUAGUAAGUUUUUUCUGUACUUUCAGGUCUCUUUGGCAAAACAUUGCUUACUGACAUCCAAUCGUUUAGGAUGGCCUCCUACUGGCAUUGCACCGAUUCCGGAGCAUUACCAGCUUAUCGCCGGCUAUGUCACCAUCGAGACAAAAGAGAGGGAAGAAAAAGACGACUGUGGCAACGUUCAACGAAUUGUCAAGACCGUCACCCGAAACUAUGAUUCCUAUUCCUACGACAUUCGCGCACAAACCAUCAACGGAGUGAAGAAAAUCCUUUUUAUCUCCAGGACGACCUCUGCCGGUGCAUGGGAAGUUGAGAAUGCGAAAAAGCACUACGGUCCCAUCAGACAGGGUUUGACGUAUGAGAUAGUAAGGGCUCGUGGCGAGCAGCUUGCGAAUACGAUGGGCAACUACCACAAACUCUGGAAUAACUGCGACACGUUUGCACAGAGGUUAUACAGGGACAUUUCAGGAUAA
Molecule: messenger RNA, 681 nt
Organism: Penicillium lagena
Lineage: Eukaryota; Fungi; Ascomycota; Eurotiomycetes; Eurotiales; Aspergillaceae
Exons: 2
Coding region: 1-681 (226 amino acids)
Source: RefSeq, a predicted model, not a curated record